Messenger RNA from Mycetomoellerius zeteki, 1029 nucleotides. Its product is annotated as trypsin-1-like. The transcript is spliced from 4 exons. Gene Ontology annotation, molecular function: serine-type endopeptidase activity. Lineage: Eukaryota; Metazoa; Arthropoda; Insecta; Hymenoptera; Formicidae. The coding region runs from base 71 to 967 and encodes 298 amino acids. The record is from RefSeq and is a predicted model, not a curated record. Gene Ontology annotation, biological process: proteolysis.
UUAUCGAAGAUAAUAAUGGCUUGUCAGCAUAGAUGCACCUGACGGAACAAGUAUAAAAUGCAGUCUAUUCAUGGGAUUGUCAUCAAACAGCACAAUGUAUUCCAGAGCUAUCGUGUUCUUUGCUGUCCUAACCAUGGCGGUCGCUGCAAAUGUGCAGCCCCGAAUCAACAUCCAGAUGCCACCUACCGGGCCGGGUCUUACUUCGUUUGAGACUCGUGUGGUUGGAGGUGACGAAGCGCCGAAAGGAAGAUACCCAUAUAUGCUUUCCCUUCAAAGGCUGAGCCUUUUUUCCUAUCAGCAUUUCUGCGGCGGAUCCAUCCUGAACGAACAAUGGGGUAUAACAGCAGCACAUUGUACUGUAAAUAAUCGCGCAAGCAGUGUUAUCGUCAUGGCUGGAAAAUUCAAUCUUAAACUUCUAGAGCCAACCGAACAGUUAACAAAAGUGUCAAAAUGGAUCAUACAUGAGAAAUAUAAAGGUGGUGUUGGCCCAAAUGAUAUUGCUCUGAUUAAGUUCACUUUUUCAUUGAAGCUUAACAUGAACACACAACCUAUCGUGUUACCCCAACCAAACAGUGAACCAACUGGACAGGCAUGGCUUAGUGGAUGGAGCUCUACUUCGACUACUGAUAUUCCAAUACUGCCAUCUACACUUCAACAUGCUCUGACGACCAUCAUCGAUCGCAAACUUUGCGACGCAAUCGUCACUAACAUGACAGGUUUUCCUUCUCUUGUUGAUGACACCAAUAUCUGCACUGAGCCAAAGUCGAGCAAACCAAAUUCUGCAUGCAGCGGUGAUUCUGGUGGUCCACUAGCUAUCUUUACAGGAGGAAAACCGGUUCUUAUUGGACUUGUAUCUUGGGGUCUUAUGCCUUGUGGUACUUUAGGCGCGCCAACCAUAUACAUUAGUGUAUCUAAAUUCAAUGACUGGAUUGCACAGAAUAUUAAUCCACAUUUCAAUUAUGUUUGACGACAAUAUUGACAAUAUAUAUGAAUGUAUAAUAUAUAUGAGGAAUUGUGAUAUUAUUGAGG